AUGACGCGCGGUGCAGUUGUAUGUAUCGCUCACGGCGGAGGUCCCCUGCCCGUCUUGGGAGACCCUGGCCACGCUGCCCUCAACGCCUCAUUGAAAAACCGCGUGCCCAAGAUUCUCAAACUCAACACACCAGAAGCCCCCAGAGCGAUUGUCGUUGUCACGGCACACUGGUCUGAAGGCAAACCCACCAUUUCAUCGGGAGAGCGUCAUGACCUUUACUAUGACUACUAUGGUUUCCCGCCGGAGGCGUAUUCACUCAAGUACCCCGCCCCCGGAUCACCAAGUGUCGCGCAGGAGGUGAAGCAAGCUCUCGAGAAGCAGGGCCUUUCACCAGUGAUGGACUCACGACGCGGCUGGGACCAUGGUGUCUUUGUCCCGCUUCUCCUCAUCAACCCCGCCGCCAACAUUCCUGUUAUCCAACUUUCCGUUCUUGCCUCGGAAGACCCCGAAGAGCACUUCCGCAUGGGACGUGCCCUUGCGGCUCUACGUGAUUCCAAUGUUGCCAUUCUCGGCUCCGGUUUCGCCUCGCUCCACAACAUGGGCAAGCUACGCUCCCUGUUCAUGGGAGGAGAUGCAUCAACCGUCAAAAGGGUCGCCAAGGAGGUCGACGAGUGGAGCAAGGAUCUUACGGAUGCCGUGAAGAAGGGGAAGCGCGACGACCGCGAAAAGGCGCUAUCGGGCUGGCGAAACUUCUCCCACAGCUACGAUAUGCACCCUCCCCAUGGCGGUGAGCACUUCAUGCCCCUGCUGGUAUGCGCCGGGGCAGCCGAAGACGAGGUUGCUGGUGUAGACAGUGCCGAUUUCCAUGGCGCGGACGUCAAGACGUAUUAUUGGGGAGAUAUACGUGUCUGA
This is a messenger RNA of Colletotrichum graminicola M1.001, 852 nucleotides long. RefSeq lists its product as uncharacterized. Lineage: Eukaryota; Fungi; Ascomycota; Sordariomycetes; Glomerellales; Glomerellaceae. The record is from RefSeq and is a predicted model, not a curated record. The coding region runs from base 1 to 852 and encodes 283 amino acids. The transcript is spliced from 3 exons. Gene Ontology annotation, molecular function: oxidoreductase activity, acting on single donors with incorporation of molecular oxygen; ferrous iron binding; zinc ion binding.